UUUUUUUUUUUUUUUGGUCAACAUUAUUGACCCUUCCAAUACAUAAACAAACCCAGUUCAUAGUGAAAGAAACUGUGUCUAGGUCCCUGGAAGAUUUUGAAUGAAUCUUGAAGGUCUCAGUGAUUGAAAAUUCAGAACCCUUUCCACAAUAACCUAAAGGAAUGACAUACAGCACUUCAGUAGCUUGGACAUUUUAAUUUCAAAUGAUUAAUUAAAAAGCAUGUGUUGGGUUCUUACUGUCUAGAAUUGUAGUAGAUAUAUGAGAGAAUUUUAAAAGAUGUAGUAGCUAGGGAUGGUGGGCAUACUUUUAAUCCCAGCACUCUGGGAGGCUGAGGCAAGAGGAUGGUAAAUUAAGACUAGCCUGGGCAACAAAUCAACUUGGUGAGACCCUGUCUCGAAACGAAAAAUGAAAAUAAGAUGAAGUUGUAACUCAGAAGCCUUGGGUUAUUUCCUAGUACCCGCCCCCCACCCACAAAGAUGGAGUCCCUGUCCUAUAGGAAAAAAGUGGAUGAACAGGUUUGCAAACCAAUAAUUACAAUAGAUGGGAGUGAACACUAUAAUUGAAGGGGGUUUUUUUUGUCAUGUUGAGACAGAAUCUGACUAUGCAGUUCAGGCUGUUGAGCUCACUUUGUAGCCUAGGCUGGUCUCCACCUUGCAACAAUCCUGUCUCAGUCUCCUGAGUGCUGGAAUUACAGGUGCACACCACUAUGCCCUGCUGUAUUUGAAGGUUUUAUGAGCUGCAACAGAAGUAAAAAUAAAUAAAAAUAAAAACCAGAAGUAAAAGUUGAGAGCGUUAACUUUAUCAGGCAAGAUAUGCUUCCUUAAGAUUAAAGAAUACCUUAAAAUUUUGCAGGACAAAAGCAAGGGUAAGGCAAUCCAGAUAGAAACAACACUAAAUAAAAACUUGUGAUCCUGAAGUACCUUGGCCCUUUAAAGACUUUAGUUACUCAUUUUAGAAGAGUGGGGCAAAUGGGAGAGAAUAGUAAGAGAUGCUGUAGGUAAAUAGGAACUAGAAAAUGAAAGACUCACUGACAAGUAAUCUGAUGGCCAAAGGGAAGCUACUGAAAUUUAAGCAGCAGUUGUAUGAUCAGAUUUGUGCUUGUCAGGUAACUCACAUACUGAUUCUAACAGAGCAAGCUGCAUGAGGCAUUUAUGAAGCGCUGGGCCUUCGGCACAAACUCUGAAUGGAAUUCUCACAGUCAGGCAUUUAAACUCACCUCUUAGAGAUACCGGAAAUAGGCUAACGGUGUUAAUGACUUUCUGCAAAAACUGUGAAAAAUAUCACAUAGAUGUUGGGAAAAUAUCACUUAUGUGCCUCCUGUCACAGUCUCUGUGAAGUGGGUCAGCUGCUCAAGUGUGUCCAAGGUGGGGCACAAGGAGGAGAUAAUGUGUGACCCUGUGGUUCCCCAGCUCUGCUGGCCAGGUGAGGAAUCUCAUAUUAGGCUUUGCAACAGGCUCACCACCAGAUACCCAAUAGGUGCCAGAGCAGGAUUUGCUGCCCAGAUCCGUUACUCUGGUGCUCUGACCAGCCGCACGAUGGUUUCACCCGGGCUGCUGGGUCUGUGCCCCUCCACCUGGUUUUUCUUGCAGCUCUCCUAGCCUUUCCUCCCUGGCAGCCCCCUGCCUGGGCACUGCUGUUCCAGUGCCCUGUCCACAGUUAUGAUUUCCAGGACAGAGCAGGGUGAGAAUGGUGGACUCGCAACACUGGGCUCGUGAUACCAUGGGCCAGGCCUGUCCUAAGGGAGCCUGAACCCUGGGGUAAAGGCUCAGUUCUGUCCUAUUUGCUUCCUGGUACAUCCCAGAGCCCUGAGAUUCUCCCAGGUCUCAGGAACAAAAGAACGAGCACAGCAGGGGUAGAGCACCCCACCCACUCUUGCUUUUGGAAGUCUCACUUUUCACAGAACACAAGUGAUGUUUGCUGCCACUCGCUAACAAGAUCUCCUCUGUGACAUUUGCUGGCUUUGCAGUGUUGUGAUUGUGUAGCCUGCAGACUCACCAGUAGGGAAGGUGGGUUCAUCCCUCAUCGUUUACGGUAGAAAGUCCUUGCCCCAAGGAAUGAAAGCCCACAAGGGAGACUGCAUUUGAGUGUCCUUUUAAUGUGUAAAGUGCAAUGCAAAAAUGAGUUAUGAUGAUGAUGACGAUGAUGAUGAUGAUGAUGAUUCUCACCAUCUACCACAGCAGUUUCCUUGGAAAGAUGGCCCUAGCUUCUAGCAUGUUUUAACACUUUGAUUUCCUUGCUCUAAUGAAGUAAUAUAGGUAGGAAACUCUGGAAUCAGAUCGCCUGGAUAUGAUUGGCAUCCGAGCCCCAUCCUGUGGUCACUGUCAAAUGCCCAGAAAGUUUCUUAAAUACAGUAGUCCCUUGAUAUCGAAGGGAGCCCCGGUUCCAGGACCCCUGCAGAUACCAAAAUCUGCUGGUGCUCAAGCUCUUGCAUAAAACAGUGUAGUAUUUGCACAUAACCUAUACACCUCCUUCUGUGUACUUUAAAUCGUCACAGCAUUACCUACCAUACUGGAGGCCAGGUGCAUGCUGUGUAAAACCUUGUUACACUGUAUUAUUUAAGCAGCAGCAUACAAGAGCAGGUUUGUCUAUGUUCACUACAGAUGGGACUGUUUCUCAGAUAUUUUCGGUCUGCCCUUGGUCAAAUUUGAGAUGUGGUACCUGGGGAAAUGAAGGUCUGUACUCUGAGCAUUUUAGUUUUUUUAAUCUGUAAAAUGGGAGCGAUAGUCUAGAUAUUUAUGUCUAGCCCAAGUUCAUAUGCUGAAAUCCACUCCAUAGUUUUCUUUAAUUCCAAUUUUAUAAGGUCAGUAACUCUCCUAUCUAUAGGCUUUUAGGUGGUAUUUUUUUUAGUUGUCCUUGCUCAGGUUAAAUAAAUUUCCACCUAAACCUUGUUUUGCUGAUGCUAUACAAUUUGGAGUAAGGAUCCUCCUCAGGGCCACGUAUUAAAGGCGUGGUCACUGGCUUGUGGCACUAUGGAGAGUUGGUAGAGCAUUUUUAAGGUGAGCCAUAGUGGAGGAAGUUGUCAUGGAAGGGGAUGGGGCUCCCUACCAGCAGACACAGGACCCCAGCUUCUUGCCUGCUUUGUUUGCUUCCCACCUGCCAUGAGGUGAGCGGGCCUCUCCAGCCAAGCAUUUCCACCACGACUGACAGGGCCACUGCAUACCCAGAGCAGACACAGAACUACCAUGAACUGAAACUCUGAAACUGAGCCAGCAUAGGCCUUUUCCCUUAUUAAAUGGAUUAUCUCAGGUGUUUUGUCACGGUGACAGAAUGCCGACUAGCACAGCUGAGAAUUUUUAUCUCAGAUGUUGGAUUCUGGCAAAUUCUUUUCUUGCCUUUGUUGAAAAAUCAAAUGAUUUUUCUUUAGUCUGUUUAUAGGGUGAGUUUUAGUAAAUAAUUUUUUAAGUGUGGAGCCAGCCUUGCAUUUCAGGAUAAAUUCCACUGAGUUGUAGUAUAAUAUCUUAGUUACUUUUCUUGUUGCUGGGACAAUAUACCGAACACCCACAAGCUGUCAGAGUUUGGCUGAGAGUUUGUAGAGAUUUCAAUCCAUAGUCAGCUGGCUCCAAGGCAGGGCAGCUUGGCAGAGGCAAUCAGUAAUAGCCAGGAAGCAGACAGGAUCAACGCAGGAGGAGGGGUGUGAGUGUUCCAGGAGAUACCUGGUGACCCACGUGACCCACCUCUUCCUAUCAGGCUCCGGCUCCCAGAGCACUCAGCUAUAAACCCAUCAGUGGAUUUACCCAGUGUGCAGUCACUGCCCAAAAGCCCUGCAAAUGAGCACAUGCAGCUUUGGGCAUUAGGGGACAUCUAGACAUAAACCAUAACAGUAUCUUUGUAAUGUAGCACUGACGUACUAAAAGUUUGAGGAUUUUUGUAUCUGUGUGUAUAGGACAUACUGAAUUUUCUCUCUCCCCUUCCCUUCCCCUCCCUUUACUUCCUCUCUGUCCUGUUCUCGUUUUGUUUGAGACAGGGUACCGGUUAUGUUGUCCAGGUUGGUCUCAGACUCUGUGGGCUCAAGUACUCUUCCUGCCUCAGCUUCCCAGGAUCUCACCGUGUAGUUCAAGCUGGCCUUGAGUUCACUAUGUAUUAAAAGCUGACUAUGAACUUGCAGUGAUCCUCUUGCCUCAGCUUCCCGAGUGCUAGGAUUACAGCCACCAUGCCUGGCAUCUUCUGCGUCCUUUGUGUUCAUUUGCUCUUCUUUAUCUGGUGUUGGGAGCCACCACAUUGCCGAGCCGCCGCAUAUAGCGAUCAUGCGGCCUGUGGUAAAGAGUAAAGCCUGAGUUAGAUUACCCCUCCCAUCGAGCACGUUAGUUUCCUGCUUACCGCGUAAACAACCCGCUCAAUAAUAUGUUAGCCAAUCAGCUUGCCUUGCUUACUUUAACAUGAUUGGACACUGUAUCCGUAUAUAUACUGGUGCCACCCCUGGGGCGAAGUAGAAGCCCGGAAGGAGCCGCGGAGAGCGGACCGGUAGAGGCUUCGGAGCGAAGCACGGAAGGAGCCGCGGGGAGCGGACCAGAGGAGGCUUCGGCUGGGAGCGAUCCCAGGGCAGGCUGUACGGAGAGAAAAUAAAAGAAAAGGUUGUCCACUGCCAGACUUUGUCGUGUGUCCUUCCUGCCGGCCGGGAGCGACAUCGACAUCUGGUGGCCCGUACGGGGACUGAUCACCCCCGAGACAUGGCAGUGGACAACGCUCCAACGCAGAGCUGCAAGACAGGUGAGUAGAGGAUAAACCUGGGCCCUGGGUGGCGCGCACCUACAGGGUUUGUAGACUCCUCUCAGGCUCACGUGUAAGUGGCGGAUUCCUUGGGCCUCACGCGGUGAGUAACAUAUUAAAAAAUGGGAAACAUGCUAGGUAGCAGCACUAAGAGUGAGGGUGGUUGCGGGGAAAGCUCUCAAGAGCUUACAAAAGUACGCAGGGUAUUUGAGCAGGCCCAGUCAGGGAGCUCCCGGGAGGGGUCCGUCAAAGGAGACAAAGAUAUAAAGGAGGAAGACGGGGCUCAGGCCUCGGAGUCGUCUGACUCCGAGAACGAGGAAGGCUUAGACAACGAUGAGACCAAGGAGCCUAGAUGCCAAGAGGAUAGGCCACUCGAUAAGGAGUCGCAGGGUUCUUUCCCAGCAUUGCGCCGCGAAUUGCGCUCCGCUCAACUUGGUCUGCGGAGGAGUAGAGAGCUCCUGAGCGCCCCCUGGCGCGAGAGGGAGGCGAAGCCUUCCGCCCCACCUUGGGGGCUGUUCCCGGAAGCGAUCCCUCGCCACGAGGCGGCCGCGUGGGAGCUCCCUCCCCUUUCGCCAGAACAGGAAGUGAUGCACGGGCCCCCAUUUUCCGCCCAAUCACGGCCGCCGUCUUAUGCUCCGCCGCCGGCGGGUCGGUAUUUUUACAGGCGGCUUUGGCAGGGGGGACGUUUGUCUCAUGAGGUACAUCCACCACCUGGGAUAGAUAGUGGCCCCUACAGGAUAUUUCCUGUACAAGUAGCUAUGGGCCAGGGACGUAAUGCAUGGGAGCCUUUUGAGAUAAAGCAGAUUAGAGAACUUAAAAAUACAGUUACAACCUUUGGGCCGACUGCGCCUUACACCAUUGCCAUGCUGGAGAACCUGUCUUCUGGGCCCCUCACCCCCGCGGACUGGAUUCAGCUGGCAAAGGCGUGUCUGCCCUCGGGUAGUUACCUGGAUUGGCGAGCCUGGUACACAGAGUUCUCUGCCGAGCAGGCUGAGAAAAACGCCGGUCGAGGAAAUGGGGGCUGGGGAUUUAGCUCAGCGGCAUAAGCGCCUGCCUUGUAAGCAGGCAAUCGCCAGUUCGAUUAAAUACCAAUAAAAAAAAAAAAAAGAUAAAAAUAAAAAAUAAAAAAUAAAAAACAAAAAGGGGGAGUAAGCCAAGGCCUGCCUCCAAAGGCGCGGUUAUCUAUGGCAUGACAAUGGAUGGGCCCGGAUCCGGUAAUCAGCUGGAACCGAGGCGCAGUUUGUGUUUUUCUGCAGGAAUCGGGACGAGAACCACUGUGGGUACCGGAGAGACUGACACGGGCGACAAAGCCCUCGACUGAAGAUCAGACCUGCCCUACCGGAGAUCCAUCACAGACCAACCAACAAGAUGAAUAGAAAUAGCGGUAGCCCGAAAUGGACAAGAAGAUCCUCAGGCAUAUGCAUGGCUCGCUCGCCUAGCCUACGACCGAGUCUAGGGACGGUGAGCUUCCCACACUCCUCCUCUAAAAAAUUAUGAUAUAGCAGGGUAGAUGAGUCAAUGACGGGUAAGAGCAUGCCUCCCCAGCAUGACUCAACCUAAGACAGGCCCUACCCCAUACCGCACGAAAGCCGCUGAAUUACUAGGUUUCGCCCAAACCAAAUGUCGCCCCGGGGGGAUCAUGCGGAGCGACAUGAGUGUAUGCCUGUGUGCAUCCAGGUUCCGUCCGGUUCCUUCCUGGCCCUGGAAAAAGGACGAGGGCCUCAGGGCCUCGGCAGACUCGGGGACGGCCGACCCGGGCCGACGCCGAGAGCCCUUGGUGGGCCUCCUAUCAGGGCAUAGGCCUCUACACUCAAUUCAGGACGGGCUGCGAUGCGUAGACUUAUUUAAAAUAAAAAAGGGGGAGAUGUUGGGAGCCACCACAUUGCCGAGCCGCCGCAUAUAGCGAUCAUGCGGCCUGUGGUAAAGAGUAAAGCCUGAGUUAGAUUACCCCUCCCAUCGAGCACGUUAGUUUCCUGCUUACCGCGUAAACAACCCGCUCAAUAAUAUGUUAGCCAAUCAGCUUGCCUUGCUUACUUUAACAUGAUUGGACACUGUAUCCGUAUAUAUACUGGUGCCACCCCUGGGGGGAAGUAGAAGCCCGGAAGGAGCCGCGGAGAGCGGACCGGUAGAGGCUUCGGAGCGAAGCACGGAAGGAGCCGCGGGGAGCGGACCAGAGGAGGCUUCGGCUGGGAGCGAUCCCAGGGCAGGCUGUACGGAGAGAAAAUAAAAGAAAAGGUUGUCCACUGCCA
This is a messenger RNA of Cavia porcellus (domestic guinea pig), 6957 nucleotides long. Its product is annotated as igE-binding protein-like. The transcript is spliced from 2 exons. Lineage: Eukaryota; Metazoa; Chordata; Mammalia; Rodentia; Caviidae. The record is from RefSeq and is a predicted model, not a curated record. Bases 4831 to 5754 code for a protein of 307 amino acids. Gene Ontology annotation, biological process: viral process.